Molecule: messenger RNA, 5088 nt
Organism: Protobothrops mucrosquamatus (brown spotted pit viper)
Lineage: Eukaryota; Metazoa; Chordata; Lepidosauria; Squamata; Viperidae
Gene: VCPIP1
Product: valosin containing protein interacting protein 1
Exons: 3
Coding region: 42-3671 (1209 amino acids)
Biological process (GO): endoplasmic reticulum membrane fusion; protein K11-linked deubiquitination; Golgi reassembly
Molecular function (GO): cysteine-type deubiquitinase activity
Source: RefSeq, a predicted model, not a curated record
AACCAACCGCAGGCAGGCAAAGGAGGAGGAGGCGCGAAGCGAUGUCUCAGCCGCCCCAGCAGGAGCAGCAGCCAGUGGCAACGCUGGUCCCGAAGAAGAAGGACCGGCGUAUCUUCUCGGGCACUUGUCCUGACCCCAAGUGUCAGGCGCGCCUGUUUUUUCCGGCGCACGGGCCUCUGAGCAGCGGGAGCAUCGAGUGCACGGACUGUGGGCAGCGUCAUGAACAGCGGCAGCUGCUGGCAGUGGAGGAGGUGACUGAUCCAGACUUGGUGCUGCACAAUUUGCUGCGGAACGCAUUGCUAGGAGUCAGCGGGGCGGGGCCCCCUAGAAAGAACACCGAGCUGGUGAAAGUUAUGGGCCUGUCCAAUUAUCACUGCAAGCUGCUGUCGCCCAUUCUAGCCCGCUACGGCAUGGAUAAACAGACGGGCAAAGCUAAACUACUAACUGAGAUGAACCAAGGAGAUGUCUUUGAUUGUGCUCUUCUUGGGGACCGUGCCUUCCUUAUUGAGCCUGAGCACGUUGACACUGUAGGAUAUGGCAAAGAUCGCUCUGGUAGUCUCCUGUACUUGCAGGACACCUUGGAGGAUAUUAAGAAGGCUAAUAAUAGCCAGGAGUGCCUCAUCCCAGUCCACGUGGAUGGUGAUGGCCAUUGUUUAGUCCAUGCAAUUUCCCGAGCGCUGGUGGGUAGGGAACUCUUCUGGCAUGCUUUGCGGGAGAACCUCAAGAAGCACUUUAUGGAGAAUCUCAGCCGCUAUAAAGCCCUUUUUCAUGACUUUAUUGAUGCCGCAGAAUGGGAAGACAUAAUCAAUGAAUGUGAUCCUUUCUUUAUUCCUCCUGAGGGUGUACCAAUGGGUCUUAGAAACAUCCACAUUUUUGGACUAGCCAAUGUUUUACAUCGACCCAUCAUCCUCUUGGAUUCCUUGAGUGGAAUGCGUAGUUCAGGGGAUUAUUCUGCCACAUUCCUUCCUGGAUUGAUACCAGAAGAAAAAUGCAUGGGGAAAGAUAGCAUGCUGAACAAACCAAUCUGUAUUGCCUGGAGUAGUUCUGGGCGUAAUCAUUAUAUUCCUCUGGUUGGAAUAAAAGGUGCUGCUUUGCCUAAAUUGCCUAUGAAAUUACUUCCUAAAGCUUGGGGAGUGCCUCAAGACCUUAUUAAAAAGUAUAUCAAAUUGGAAGACGAUGGUAGCUGUGUGAUUGGAGGAGACAGAAGUUUGCAUGACAAAUAUUUGAUGAGGCUAGUUGCAGCCAUGGAGGAAGUUUUUAUGGAUAAGCAUGGCAUUCAUCCCAGUUUAGUAGCUGAUGUACAUCAGUACUUCUAUCGGCGGACUGGUGUAAUAGGAGUUCAGCCUGAAGAUGUUACAGCAGCUGCUAAAAAGGCAGUUAUGGACAACCGACUUCACAAGUGUCUCAUUUGUUGUGCUCUUUCAGAACUUCAUGUUCCUCCAGAGUGGCUAGCUCCAGGAGGGAAGCUGUAUAAUCUUGCAAAAAGUACCCAUGGUCAGUUAAGACCUGAUAAAAAUUACAGUUUUCCUCUGAACAGUUUGGUAUGUUCCUAUAAUCCUGUAAAGGAUGUACUAGUACCAGACUACAGUUUGAGUAGUCUGACUGCCUGUAACUGGUGUCAUGGCACAUUGGUGCGUCGUGUGAGAAGUGAUGGUUCUGUUGUAUAUUUGGAUGGGGACAGAACUAAUACUAGAUCAACAGGUGGCAAAUGUGGUUGCGGAUUCAAACAUUAUUGGGAAGGUAAAGAAUAUGACAAUCUUCCUGAAGCUUUCCCUAUUACUUUAGAGUGGGGUGGGAGAGUGGUAAGGGAGACAGUGUAUUGGUUCCAGUAUGAAAGUGAUCCAUCUCUGAACAGCAAUGUAUAUGAUGUUGCAAUGAAGCUUGUUACUAAGCACUUUCCUGGAGAAUUUGGUAGUGAGAUUCUUGUCCAGAAAGUUGUCAAUACAAUUCUACAUCAAACAGCCAAAAAGAACCCUGAUGAUUACACUCCUGUAAACAUUGAUAGUGCUCAUGCCCGAAGAGCUGAUGAUAUGCAACAAGGACAAGAUUUGGCCUCUCAGCUUCCAACCAAAAUUAUUCUUACUGGGCAGAAAACAAAAACCCUGCACAAAGAAGAAUUGACUAUGAGUAAAACUGAAAGAACUAUUCAACAAAACAUUGCAGAACAGGCACCUAUAAUGCAAAAACGAAAAACUGAAAAAUGGAAGCAAGUACAAAAAGGGCCAGCUAGAACUGUGUCUCCUGGUACCAUUCCUGAUGGGUCAUCCUCUGCACCUGCUACUCCCACCAAGACUCCUUAUUCUCCAAUAUCUACGAAAGAAAAGAAAAUUCGCAUAACAACAAACGAUGGGCGACAGACCAUGCUCACUUUGAAAUCCACUACAACAUUUCUAGAAUUGCAAGAAAGCAUAGCUAGAGAAUUUAAUAUUCCUCCACAUUUGCAAUGUAUUCGUUUUGGCUUUCCUCCCAAGGAGCUACUGCCACCUAAGGAAGGGCAAGAAAAUGAACCUGUUCCUCUGCUACAUGGAGAUAGAAUAACUAUAGAGAUUCUUAAAGGAAAGGAAGAUAGUCACCAGGCUAGUUCAGUACACUCUGCUCAUGUCGUGAAGCAUGAUGAUAUUGCUGUUACUAGCAGAAUUUCUUCCAAGGAACUUCAAGAGCAAAUAGACAAGGAAAUGUACUCUUUGUGUCUUCUUGCAACAUUUAUGGGGGAAGAUGUUUGGUCUUAUGCAAAGGGGCUUCCUCAUUUGUUCCAGCAGGGUGGCGUAUUCUACAAUAUAAUGAAGAAAACAAUGGGUCUGGCUGAUGGUGAACACUGUACUUUUCCACACUUGCCUGGCAAGACCUUUGUAUACAAUGCAACAGAAGAUAGAUUGGAACUUUGUGUGGAUGCUGCUGGGCAUUUCCCAGUAGGUUCUGAUGUGGAAGACUUGGUUAAAGAGGCCCUAAAUCAAGUACGAGCAGAAGCUUCUUCAAGAAGCAGGGAAGCAAGUCCUUCACAUGGAUUGCUAAAAUUAGGUAGUGGUGGCGUAGUUAAAAAGAAAUCAGAGCAACUCCACAAUGUAACUGCAUUUCAAGGAAAAGGCCAUUCUCUAGGCAGUGGAGCCAGUAGCCAGCAGCUUCAUCCAAAAGUUAGGGAAGCUCCACUUGGAAGAAAACAAAACACAGGUACAGAUUUUAGUACCAAUUCUGCUAAAUUGGAUCCUUCCAUGUAUACAGCUGAUUCUGGAAAUAGUGAACUUAUACGGAUAGCUCCUGGAGUAGGAACAAUGAGAGAUAGUAGACAACUUGAUCCUAAUUUAAUUGAGGCACAGCGGAAAAAAUUGCAGGAAAUGGUUUCUUCAAUUCAAGCAUCAAUGGACAGACAUCUGCGAGAUCAAAAUACAGAGCAAUUGGCAACAAACGAUUUUUCUCAAAGGAAAUUAGAGGCAACAAGUUCAUCAGUUAAAACAAAGAGCCCUCAAAUGAGUUUAACUGAAUCUUUUACUUUAUCAAGUGGCAGUGGACGUUUGAAUACAGAAAUAACUGAUAGUAACAUAUCAAAUGCUUUGGGAGCACCAUUCUCCACAAGAUCAAAAACCCAGAAAGGAAAUUCUGUCGAAGACCCUGAAGAAAUGGAUAGCCAAGAUGCAGAAAUCACUAAUACAACUGAGCCAAUGGAUCAUUCAUGAAAAAUUUAACAGCUAUAUCAAUACAAGAGAUUACUGUGCAAAUGUAGUUUGUUGGCUGGACCACUUAAUUUAGUCAUUGAAUCUUGUAUGUUUCAAAGAUUAUAUGUUACUCAUUGCAUGAUAGCAAGUGUGUGAUAGACAAUAACUUUUAAUUUGACAUACUGCUGCCAGGUUAGCUCUCAGUUACCUGUACAUUAGUUAUUAGAACAAGCACUGAGAAAAAAAAAAUCUGCUGUAGUUGUGGGUUAUCGCUCUCUCUCUUUUUUUGUAAUUUUAAUUCCAUUUAAGUCUUAAUCCUCCAGCCCCUAUGAAAUCAUUAAGAUAUUUUUUUAGUUUGAUAUGUGAAAAUAAAACCUGACAAUGCACUGUGUUUGUCAGAUAGUGGUCCAUAUUUCAUUAAACAACAUUUGCUUAUACUUGACAUUUGAAAUCAAAUUUAUAUCUGUUAGAUAAGUCAAAAUGCUGAAGUACAUUUACUGAUAGUUCUUUAAAAUUGUUAAGGAAGAUAUGGAAGAUAGUAUAUAAGAAACAUAAAAUAAAGAUGUCUGAGCUUUUUCUUGCUUUAUUGGCAAGCAAUAGUAUGUUUUGUUUUCAGUUGGUAAAAUGCUAUAGUAUGUGUUUACAUGGCAAAGACAAUAAAAUGCAAGCAUUUAAGAACAGAAUAAUAAGAAUUUGAUUUGAUUCAGGAACAUUUUACAAGUAGGUAUUGGUUAUCUGUGUUCCCUGUUAAUGCUUCUUAUGUUGGAUUAAUCAACAUUCAUCAGAGGUUUUUCAGUGAACUAAUAAAGCUCCUUUUAAAUUCCUUACACCUAGGACGUACUUAAAGCUUUUAUUGUAAUACACCACUUUAAUUAAAUGGGAUCCACUUUAAGCAGCAUGUUCACCAGAUCUAAUUUUUAAGAGACAUUGUUUGCUCCAGUAAAAGCAGAUGUUUAUGUUGAUACUAAUAUUGCACUUUUUGCCUCUUCGCAUAUUUCUAUUUAUGUGCAUUAUUACUACUACAUCUGAUAAAAAUAAACUUGAAAGAGUGAAAGACAAUAUAGAAAAAUAUAGGAAAUAAAUCUUAGGUUCAUAGUUAUUGAAUCCAGUGCUUGGGCACAUAUGACUUUUUCUGUCUAUAAAUACGUUUAUAAUAUAAAUACUUGUACUCUUAAAGUAUGUUUAAACUUUUUGCAAUUACAAUCACACAAAAUUACUAAGGAAUGCUAUGAUUAAAUACCCCCCCCAAAGGGGAGGUAUUAGUUUUUAUGUGGGAAAGUUAUUUAGAGAUACAGUUGCCUCGGUUCAUUUGAAUAUCUUAUCCAUUCACAUACCAUUUGUCUUUUCUCCUAAGAGGGAAUCCAGAUUUUAUCUUCUAUUACACUAUUUGUGUAUAAAGCCUUCAAACCACACUUUCACGAAUGAGUAAUUUUAAAUA